AACACGAACUGCCAAGCAUAGUAGCACCAUAUUAUACCGACGAUGCAAGUACAAUGGUUCACAUUAUUUACUCUGGUUGCGAGAUUAUUUGCUGCGAGAAACGAACUGGCGCGAGAUUAUUUUGGCUACAAGCAGGUGCCGAGUGUCGUUGCUUUCUUGUGUGGACAUCUGUCAAGUGAUUUGGAAUUUAACAAAGUGCUGAACAGUGAAGGAAUGACGGUGGUAAUUUUAUACCCUGGGUUCGAAUUUUCUUUGGAAAAAGUUAUGGCUGCAAGAUCUUCGCGGUUUGGAGUUUUUCUAGAUUUAAAUUGCGGAAAUGAAUACAGUGAGCUCAUUUUGACAGAGAGUUCGAAACUUCGAGCAUUCAACAACUCCUACAUCUGGCUAUUAUUUGGUGAAAACCUGAAUGACAGUGUAGACUUACUGCGCGAUGAAACGUUUAGUAUUGGCACUGAUUUAGUUAUUGCCACACCGUGGCUUUAUGAAUAUAACUUGUACGACGUUUACAACCCGGCCAAAGAACGAGGCGGGAAACUGAAUGUCACAAAACUUGCUUCCUGGUAUAAUGAGACAGGGUUGAACGUCACUUUGACUCAAGGGAGAUACCAGAGGAGAGCAAAUUUUCACGGAUUGCAGCUGAAAGUGAUUGCAGUUACACAAUACAGACCCGAUGAUGUGAGCAUUGAAGAAUACUUGCAAGACCAUCGGACAAAAGCAUUGGACAGUAUGACUAAGUUCGCGUUUGCUAUUCUAAUGCACUUAGGAGAACUUUUCAACUUCACAAUGGAGGUUGAGGAGACGAGCUUUUGGGAUCAAGUUACUGAAAACGGUACACAUCUUGGCAUGGUGGGAAUUCUACAACGUAGUGAAUCCGAUCUUGGGUCUACUCCAGCGCUUCUAAAUAAAGAACGUGCACUCCUGAUUAAAGCCAUUCAUCCUGUUUGGCCAUGGAGAACCUGCUUCAUGUUUCGAUCAAUGGCAUCGAGGGUAAGCGAUGAGUUUAUUCGACCAUUUUCGACGAAAUCUUGGAUCGUUACCGGGCUCGUAGUUACGAUUUUCAUAAUUAUCCUGGGUCUGACUUUGAAAGUUGAGCUUGUCAAGGACCGAUUCAACAACUGGUUUGAAAUAGGAUUGGUCGCAACGGGUAUCAUGUGUCAGCAAGGCUCACUGCUCAAUCCUACGUCCAUUUCCAGCCGACUAGUGGUUCUGAAUUUGCUAUACUUCAGCGUGUUGAUUUACAACUAUUAUUCGGCGAGCGUUGUAUCUGCUCAACUAAAUCAACCACUGGAGAAAAUGAAUGACUCAAUGCACCAGCUUGCACAGUCUAAUUUACAAAUUGCAGCUGAACCAAUAACGUACACCAACUACGGAUUGACGUCUCAGAACGAUUGGGAGGUCAAGGAGUUCUACGCAAAACGAUGGAAACCUUUGUCCGAUAGGACGCGAUACGUUCCUCUGGAAGAAGGAUUCGCAAGGGUGGCAAAGGGUGGCUUCGCUUAUCACACAGAUCCAAACACUGGGUAUCCUUAUAUAGAGCGAUUGUUCACCGACCAAAUGAUCUGUGAACUAACAGAAGUUCACCUAUUUCGACCUCAGAUGAUGUCACUGUCGGGUAGACACAACAGUCCAUUCACUGAAAUGGCAAAGAUUGGUUUACUGAAGCUAUCAAGCGCAGGAAUCCUGAAUCGGCAACAAAAACGCUGGCUGGCUCGAAAGCCAGUAUGCGUCCGUGAGUCUUUCAUAAUACAAAGUAUUUCUAUCUUAACAACGGCACCUGCAUUUAUCAUUUUGUUCGUUGGAAUUUUUUUGGCCUCAAUGAUUUGCGUUUGGGAAAAUCUCUUCUUCAAAUCACAAGAUUCUUCAAAAUAAGAUUCAGUUUUUUCAUUGAUU
Molecule: messenger RNA, 1890 nt
Organism: Diprion similis
Lineage: Eukaryota; Metazoa; Arthropoda; Insecta; Hymenoptera; Diprionidae
Product: ionotropic receptor 75a-like
Exons: 9
Coding region: 43-1869 (608 amino acids)
Cellular component (GO): membrane
Molecular function (GO): ligand-gated monoatomic ion channel activity
Source: RefSeq, a predicted model, not a curated record